CGCCGUUCAGCUCCGCUGUUCGAACCCGCCCUCAAACCCCUAACCAACACACCAAAACAACUCUAAACAUGGACAAAGCUUCCCUCAGGCUCUCCGGACGGGUCGCCGCCCACGGCAACGGCCGAAUCGGCAACGAGAAGUUCACCCUCACCGCCUCUACCGGCUUUGCCAACGGUGGCACCGUGACCCUCAGGGCCACCCCCGGUUUCUCCCCCAAAUACGAUGAGAAUGAGAAGAAGCUGAACUUCCAGGGCGAUGCUAUCUCGAACGUCGGCGACAUCGGCAAGCUCUCGGAGAUCGACGUCCAGUUCUCCAAGUCAGGCGUCGAGCUCGCUGGCCAGGCCUGCGACGUUACCGUCGCCCGCGACCACGCCGAAGGAGACAAUGCCGCCCCCUCCGGCGUCCGCAUCAAGUCCAACGUCGACAAGGUUGGCGACGUCACCAUCACCGCCAUCCAGGCUGGCCACAAGACCCUCAACGACGAGGAUGCGCGCGCCGAGAAGAACGCUAUCCGCAUCGCCGCCGACAUUCCCCUCUCCGACGUCAACGCCGACCUCACCGGUUCCGUCGACUACGACCUCGUCAGCAAGAACGCCAACGUCAGGAUCGGCUACCACAAGGACGACAUCACCGUCAAGCUCAGGACCCUCAUCAAAGAGGACGGUGACAAGAGAACCGCCGCAUCCACGAUCAACCUCGACUACUCCGGCCUCGAGGGCAUCGGCGUGGGCGUCGAGGUCAAGGACGACAAGACGGGCCAUCUCCAAAUCACCAAGGAUGACUUCAAGCUCAAGGUCCCGAUCGAGGAAAACAAGGUGAAGACCAACGACGCGUCCAUCACCUACAACUGGGCCAUCGACAUGUAAGAGACUGAAGCAACUGCUGCUUCAGCGCGCGCGCACGCAAGGGUUCGCAACACGACUGUAGAAAAUGAACGGACGACCAGUUGAUCGAGCACACGACUUCGAGGCUGUACGUUGUACCACCUGUGCAUGUACGAGUAUAAGGCUACUCUAUCACCAGCCUGAAUAUCAUGUACUCCGUGACACGCCUUUCGGUGUGUGUCUGCAUCUUUUUUCCUUUUAAUAAUAAUUUUCAUUCGUGAAC
This is a messenger RNA of Micromonas commoda, 1107 nucleotides long. RefSeq lists its product with no specific name. The record is from RefSeq and is a predicted model, not a curated record. The transcript is spliced from 4 exons. Lineage: Eukaryota; Viridiplantae; Chlorophyta; Mamiellophyceae; Mamiellales; Mamiellaceae. Bases 69 to 866 code for a protein of 265 amino acids.